Messenger RNA from Knipowitschia caucasica, 939 nucleotides. NCBI's taxonomy places the organism in Eukaryota, Metazoa, Chordata, Actinopteri, Gobiiformes, Gobiidae. The record is from the annotation of a GenBank genome assembly.
AUGUCAGACAUAGAAGAGGAAUAUGAUGAGGAGCAGACAGAAGGGGAGGAGGAGCCAGAGGAGGAGCCAGAAGAGGAGCCCGAGGAGCAGCAGGAGGUUGAAGAGCAAGACAUCCCAGGGGAAGAGCCUGGCGCCCAAGAGGACGCUGGUACUUCAGAGCCCUGCAACCAGGAAGAUGAGGAGCAACAGCAGAUAGAAGAACAAGACGCCCAAGAGGAAGAUGAAGAUGCAGUUGAGGAAGAUCAAGAUGCCCAGGAGGAAGAAGAGGAACGCCCCAGACCCAAACCUUUGGUUCCUAAUCUGGCUCCUCCAAAGAUUCCAGAAGGAGAGAGGGUGGAUUUUGAUGACAUCCACAGGAAGCGCAUGGAGAAGGACCUGCUGGAGCUGCAGACGCUGAUAGAGGUGCACUUUGAACAGAGGAAGAAGGACGAAGAGGAGCUCAUCUGCCUCAAAGACAGAAUUGAGAACCGUCGGUCAGAAAGAGCUGAGAUUCAGAGGGUGCGAGCGGAGAAAGAGAAAGAUCGACAAAACAGGAUUGCUGAGGAGCGCCACAGAAAAGAGGAAGAGGAGGCCAAGAGGAAAGCAGACGAUGAUGCCAAGAAAAAGAAAGCUCUAUCCGGAAUGUCAAACUUUGGAGGUUUUCUGGCAAAGGCCGAGAUGAGGAAGGGAAAACGCCUGACCGGAAAGGAAAUCAAGAAGAAAACUUUGUCCGAGAGACGGGAGCCAUUGAACAUCGACAACAUGAGAGAGGACGCACUCAGGCAAAAAGCCCAGGAGAUGUGGGACUGGAUCUAUCAGUUGGAGUCUGAGAAGUUUGACUACAUGGAACACAUGAAGCAUCAAAAAUAUGAGAUUGUUGUGCUGCUGAACCGAAUCCAACAUGCCCAGAAAUUUAAAAAGGUCCACGGCAAAGGGAAGGUGGGAGGUCGCUGGAAGUGA